UGUUCCAAAGAUAAAGUGGACGUUUUUUAGAUUGUUUUCUGGUCUCGUGGGGGUAUAAAAGUUUGCAGUGUGCAAGGAGGGAAAAAGGCAAAGAAAGUGGAUGCGAGGGUGGAAGGGGAGGCUAGCGCCUGCGCUGAAUACACUCAAGGGGAUGCGGUUGGGCUUCUGCAGCCAUGGCGACGGGUGUGUGCAGGGUCGAGCGGCGGAGGCCGAAGGUUUCGGGUCACUGCGUGCGCGGAUCGGUUUGCGGGUCUCUACGCGUGCUGUGGACUCGGGACUUGGAGGCGGUAGACAGUUACACGCAGUCUUCCGUCUGCCCUGCCGUGGACUCCUGCCAGGUAAAAAACACUACCUUUAACCGGGGCAAGCUACGCAAUGUGGGAUUCUGGGAGGCCAUGCAGGAGGAAGACUGGGAUUGUAUCUUCUUCCAUGAUGUGAACCUACUCCCAGAGGAUGACCGCAACCUCUAUACUUGUGACAUCUUCCCCGCCCAUGUAUCUGUGGCCAUUGACAAGUUCAACUACAAGCUACCCUACCAAGGCUACCUUGGAGGAGUGUUUGCCCUGCGCCCCAUUCACUACCUGAGGAUAAAUGGCUUCUCCAAUGCAAACUGGGGCUGGGAAGAUGAGGAUAAUGACAUUGCUGCCAGGGUGAAACUUAGUGGGAUGCUCCUCUCACGGCCCCACCUACUGUUUGGGCGCUACCACAUAUUGGAGGGACAGGAUCCUGGCUACAAGCAAAGUUCCCAGAGGUCCGGUCUUUUGGCUAGGAUCCGCCAAUGGUGGCAAGAUGAUGGCACCAACUCACUGGGCUACAGGCUGCUCUCUAAGGAGUGGUGGCCCCUCUACACCAACCUCACUGUGGACAUCAACUUCCAAACCUUAGAAGCCCCAGUGUCUAUUCGAGGAAUAUCUAGAGGGUGGGAAGGAGCUCCUGAAGCCAGGGUUUUCAGGGCAGCCCGAUAA
Molecule: messenger RNA, 965 nt
Organism: Castor canadensis (American beaver)
Lineage: Eukaryota; Metazoa; Chordata; Mammalia; Rodentia; Castoridae
Product: beta-1,4-galactosyltransferase 3-like
Biological process (GO): carbohydrate metabolic process
Cellular component (GO): Golgi apparatus
Molecular function (GO): galactosyltransferase activity
Source: RefSeq, a predicted model, not a curated record